This is a messenger RNA of Micropterus dolomieu (smallmouth bass), 896 nucleotides long. Its product is annotated as inositol 1,4,5-trisphosphate receptor type 1-like. The annotation marks the transcript as partial. The transcript has 6 exons. Gene Ontology annotation, molecular function: monoatomic ion channel activity. Gene Ontology annotation, cellular component: membrane. Lineage: Eukaryota; Metazoa; Chordata; Actinopteri; Centrarchiformes; Centrarchidae. Gene Ontology annotation, biological process: transmembrane transport; calcium ion transport. The record is from RefSeq and is a predicted model, not a curated record.
CUCAGCCCAUCCUGUACUGGUGCUCCAGGAACAUGUCAUUCUGGAGCAGCAUCUCCUUCAACCUGGCUGUGCUCAUGAACCUGCUCGUGGCUUUCUUCUACCCUCUGGAGGGCGUCCGUGGAGGUACCCUGGAGCCCCAUCUGUCUGCCUUGCUGUGGAUGGCCAUGCUGCUUUCUCUGGCUAUAGUCAUCGUCUUGCCUCAGCCUCACGGCAUCCGGGCGCUCAUUGCUUCCACCAUUCUACGUCUGAUCUUCUCUGUAGGCCUGGAGCCCACGUUGCUCCUGCUGGGGGGUUUCAAUUUAUGCAAUAAGGUCAUCUUCCUGACGAGCUUCGUUGGGAACCGCGGAACGUUCACGCGUGGCUACAUAGCCAUGAUCAUGGAUGUGGAGUUCCUGUACCACUUGCUCUACCUGAUUAUCUGCAGCCUGGGGGUCUUCGUCCAUGUCUUCUUUUACAGCCUGCUACUCUUUGAUCUGGUUUACCGAGAAGAGACAUUGCUGAACGUAAUAAAGAGUGUGACCCGCAAUGGCCGUUCCAUUGUUCUGACAGCCGUGCUGGCCCUUAUCCUCGUCUACCUCUUCUCCAUUGUGGGCUAUAUCUUCUUCAAAGACGAUUUCAUUUUGGCUGUCGACAGGAUACCCAACAAAACACUAGAACAUGCAGCCAGUAUGGUGGGAGAGUUCUUCUCUAGCGGAGUGUGCCAGAAAGAAAAUGGGGAGAACUGUUCAUCAGAGGCCGUGAUGGAUGCUUCCCUUGCCAUCCAGCCAUCAGCGGUGGUGAUCGAGGACAAGGAGCGAACAUGUGACUCCCUGCUCAUGUGCAUUGUCACAGUAUUGAGUCACGGCCUCAGGAGUGGAGGAGGUGUUGGGGACGUCCUGCGGAAGCCAUCCAAAGAG